This is a messenger RNA of Elgaria multicarinata webbii, 1666 nucleotides long. RefSeq names its product homeobox C13 (gene HOXC13). Gene Ontology annotation, biological process: regulation of transcription by RNA polymerase II. Bases 94 to 1014 code for a protein of 306 amino acids. The record is from RefSeq and is a predicted model, not a curated record. The transcript is spliced from 2 exons. Gene Ontology annotation, molecular function: DNA-binding transcription factor activity, RNA polymerase II-specific; RNA polymerase II cis-regulatory region sequence-specific DNA binding. Lineage: Eukaryota; Metazoa; Chordata; Lepidosauria; Squamata; Anguidae.
CUCUGCGCAUGCUCCUGCGUAAACAAUAUGUUGGGGAAAUUAGGUGUCUCUCUUUGGGAAGUCGAGUUUUAAAAAGCUCGGGCAGACCAUGAUAUGACGACUUCACUGAUCUUGCAUCCACGCUGGGCGGAUACCUUCAUGUACGUGUAUGAGGAGAACCCGAAUGAAAAUAAUCAGAAUAAAAUCCCAGCCAUGGAAGGGCUAAGUGGGAACUGCCCAGCGAGCCACUGCAGGGAUUUAAUCACUCACCCGGUAUUGGGUCGUCAUUCCAGCACCAUUGGGACUCACCAGGGUUCUGUCUACACGGAUAUACCUGCUCCAGAUGCCUCCAGGCAGUGCCCCGCGCCACCAGCCUCUUCGAACGCCACCUUGGGCUAUGGCUAUCCUUUUGGAGGCAGCUACUACGGAUGCCGCUUGUCCCAUUCCCACAACGUGAAUUUACAACAGAAGCCUUGUUCUUACCACCCAGCUGAAAAAUACCCCGAGCCCAGCGGCUCCCUCCCCAGCGAAGAACUAUCCUCAAGGGCCAAAGAAUUUGCUUUCUACCCGAGCUUUGCCAGCUCCUACCAGGCGGUCCCUGGUUAUUUGGACGUAUCAGUGGUUCCAGGUAUCAGUGGCCAUCCAGAGCCCAGGCACGACGCGCUGCUUCCCAUGGAAGGAUACCAACACUGGGCUCUUUCCAAUGGCUGGGACGGGCAGGUCUAUUGCUCGAAAGAGCAAUCGCAGUCUACCCAUCUCUGGAAAUCACCUUUCCCAGAUGUGGUACCUCUCCAGCCAGAAGUGAGCAGCUACCGUAGGGGUCGAAAGAAAAGAGUCCCUUACACGAAAAUCCAGCUGAAAGAAUUAGAAAAGGAAUACGCGGCCAGCAAGUUCAUUACCAAAGAGAAGCGAAGAAGGAUUUCGGCGACCACUAAUCUUUCCGAGCGCCAGGUCACGAUCUGGUUUCAGAACCGCAGGGUGAAAGAGAAAAAGGUUGUUAGUAAAUCUAAGACACCUCACCUGCACGCUACCUGACAAAGAAAUCCUUGGGGGCGGGGACAAAAAUAAUUAAAAAUAAUUAAAAAAAAAACAAGGGGAGAGGAACAAACAAACAAUAUUUAUCUGGUAAAUUUGUAUAAAUAAAACAUGCAUUCGAGCUCUGAUUGAUUUGAUUAUUUAAGAACACCAAGGAGAGGUGGGGAUUUAGUCCGCCAUCUUUGGUUUAUUCUUCUGUCCAUGUAUUGCCGUCUUUUAACUGUGAAUCCGGUUGCCCUUCUUAAACAUCCAUUUUGAUAUGGUUUUAAAUGUGCACAUUUAACAAGGGUGGGGGGAAGAGAGAGGGGAGGGGGAAAAGCCUACUCGAAUAUGUAGAUUUGCUACAUUGGGAUUCCGAAUGUUAUUUUGUAGCUCUGUAUUAUAGUCCAAACCUCUCCUUUCACCGCUGAUCAAAGACUUCCCCUUUCUUCUUUCACUGUUUCUGCCACUGCUGUUUGUUUGUUUUUAAUAGAACAUAUUCGCAGUGGUUCCGAUAAAGAUGCCCUGAACUUCUUUUGUUCCUUUAAGGUGGACCUAAAACAAAAAGAAUGAGAAAUAAGGCUGCUACUCUGAUUGUGUUGUUCGUUGAUGAUGUUUUCUUGAUUUUAGUCUGUCUUAAUAAGACACACACACCAAUAAUUUUAUGUCACUC